Molecule: messenger RNA, 9068 nt
Organism: Platichthys flesus (European flounder)
Lineage: Eukaryota; Metazoa; Chordata; Actinopteri; Pleuronectiformes; Pleuronectidae
Gene: zdhhc5a
Product: zinc finger DHHC-type palmitoyltransferase 5a
Exons: 12
Coding region: 2477-4984 (835 amino acids)
Biological process (GO): protein palmitoylation
Molecular function (GO): palmitoyltransferase activity
Source: RefSeq, a predicted model, not a curated record
UAUGAGGUAAACCCACGGAGGUUGAAGAAGCAAUAAGAAGACGCUUGCGGUUUGAUUGACACAAUUGUUGUCCAAUCAAUGCAUUCUAUAAUUGCGACAAUUCUGUGUUGGACCCUGGCAUCAGUUUUGCAGCGCUGACAAUUAUGUCGGUUUGUGUUCAUCUCGAAGCCACAGAUAUAACGGAUACAAGAGAAGAGCACAUCGUUCUCUCUGGUGAUAUUCACAUGGUUUUCCUCAGCUGCUCUUCCGUGCAGGCGGAGCGACCUGCAGAAGACUGCAUUCUAUUUUUUAAGAAGUUACAAGCCAAGCAGCUCCCACCACCGGCUAACAGCUAGCUGCCUGUAGUGAAAUAACGUCAGACGUAUUGGUGCCUGGCUAGCUAGCGUACUGCAUAUCUGUAAAUUAGCCUAGCGCAGGGGUGAGCUAGCCACCGGAGCCUGCUGGCACCGCUCAGUGACUCUCCUGUUGGUCUUACUGGGAUCUUACGAGUUGCCUGUGUGGACUCUACAACCAAGAGGAAACGAACAGUGGCUGAAUCCAUUCACCGAGUUUGGACUGUGGGAAACUGCAAAGCCCCUCGCAGGUGUGGUAUCCUGUCCAUGAUCCUGAUUUCCGGACUUUUUUCGUGACCCAGAAUGACUUGUUGAGUCGCAAUACUGCCAACUCUUUGUGUGGUUGACAUACUCAAAGGGAUCAACAUCACAAACAAGAAGGCCUAUAUUCAGCAUUGGAUGUGGAAAAUGUCCUUGCUGUUCUGUUUUCAAGCUCGGUGAGGGAUACACCAAACCUGAAAUGCAUCAAGAUUCUUACGGCUAGAAGAGUCCCCUCAACACUCAACGGCUGCAUUUUUUCACAUUUAUGACGAGAUACAUUUUGGGCCAGACAGGCUGUUUCAUCGAAGGGAUUGUAGUGGGGGAGUGUUUUCCAAGCCUGAGUGACCUCUUCCUGGGAAGGAAAUAGAGGAAAGGCCCUGGACGUUUCUGGAGACAAGGGCAAAGAAAGAAAAGGGAUCGUUGCUGGGAGGCCACCAGUUACGUAACUGGCAGCUGCAGUUGUCCACCAAUGGAGUGGAACAAGGAAACCAAUGGAAGGAGCUGAGUUGUUCUGUGUUGCCUUGCUGGUUGACAUGAGAAAGGCCAUUAUCUGCUCUGUACAUGUCCUCUAGACAUGAUGGAUGAACACUGUAAUUUUAGCUCUGUCUCAACUAUUUAAUUUACAUGGAUACUGAUUGGUGUUCUACUGGAUUUUUCUCACAAUGUGCUGGAAAGAACCACACCAUCAAUUCCAGAUUCCACAUACCCGUUGCAGCUGGCAAGUGAGGUGGUUUAAAUCAGCCACCGGCGGGGUUUAGGGAUGCCCCGACACAGGAAAACCAGGCUACUCCACUGGCCCACUUAUAGACUGCUGUUUCUAGUACGAGUGCUGGACUGAAAGCGACAAGGUCCUUUUUUUAUUUUACAAGACCUUCUUACACAAAGCUAACCCUGCCCAGACUGCUGUUCUCUCGAUUCUGAAAACUUCAAAUUUGAGGGAUUAGGAAUCUCCACACACAGACUUAGCUUCAUUUUAGGUAUUAAUCUGCACUUUUUGAAGGUGAAAAAGGUCAUUGGGAUGUAAAAGGGAAAGCACUUAUCUCCUUUUACCUCUCACUUCUUUCAUCUUUUCAUUUCGUCCUCUUUUUCUUAUUAGUCAAUCUCGUACCAAACAGGUUUACCUCUGCCAACUCUGGUACCUCACUUAACCCCCAUUUAAAGACCAAACAAAUGAACUUUGACCAGUUUUCUGUAUUUUAGCUAUGCUUAGAUGGCACAAAUCACAAAAUAACUAAUUGUAUGUGCUCUCUCAGAAGAGAUCCAAUGGGUUUUUACAUCUACUUAAACAGACAUAUUUUGCAUUGCACUAUUAUCAUGACUUUCACCAAGCCUUUAUUCACCUUGCUAUGUAUAUAGUAAACUUACUCCAUUUUAACUGGUGUUAAGGGUCUUGUGUGAAAUGGACCUCUAAGAAUGAUCAGUUUCUAUUGUCUUUUAUGACUAUGGCUUGUGGAACACAGUGUUGUUUAUGUGCCUCCAACUUGUUUACCCCUUUAUAAUCUGUGGCUUAUUUGUUCAUCCCGCCUUACCACCUGCUUUUGAGGCUGACAGGGAAACAAGGCUUGUACAACUGAGAGACUUUUAAGCUUCUUUGAAUCUUACAGACAGUAGAUCUGGAUUGACUUAAGAAUCUAAAAACAAGCACCACUCCUCAAAUGAAGUAGGAACUUUUUCCUUAUUUCCACUUGAAAGAGGAAACCCUUCUCAACUGUUCCAUCAUUUCUUUUGUGCACCUUCUUUGCAUUGUUUUCCUUUUGCCAAUCUCUUAUUUCUACUUUCAAUCUAAAAAUCCACUCAAUGCAUGUAAAGAAACAUUUAAACUUUAAAUACAGAUUGUUUGACAUAGCAGUUGUUGUACAUACAAACACAACACACAGGAAGUGAUGCUAGGUGUCAGCAGUAAGAGUGGAGGGCGGGGUCCAUCUUCGUCACCCCUCCCCCACACAGUGGUCCCGCCCAGCAGACCCCUGCGACCCUCCCGCUACGUCCCUGUGUCGGCAGCCACUUUCUUCCUCGUUGGUUCCACCACGCUGUUCUUCUGCUUUACGUGCCCAUGGCUUUCAGAGCGCUUCUCAGUAGCUGUGCCCAUCUACAAUGGAGUCAUCUUCCUGUUUGUUUUGGCUAACUUUUGUAUGGCCACAUUUAUGGACCCUGGCAUCUUCCCAAGAGCCGAGGAGGACGAGGACAAGGAGGACGAUUUCCGUGCUCCCCUCUACAAGACAGUGGAGAUCAGAGGGAUCCAGGUCAGGAUGAAGUGGUGUUCAACCUGCCGCUUCUACAGGCCACCACGGUGUUCCCACUGCUCCGUCUGUGACAACUGUGUCGAGGACUUUGAUCACCACUGUCCGUGGGUGAACAACUGCAUCGGUAGGAGGAACUACCGCUACUUCUUUCUCUUCCUGCUGUCUCUGACGGCUCACAUCAUGGCCGUGUUUGGCUUUGGACUGCUCUUCAUGCUUUACCAUCGGCAGAACAUUGACCGCCUGCAGGCCAUUGUCACGCUAGCUAUAAUGUGUGUUGCGGGUCUGUUCUUUAUCCCUGUUGCUGGCCUCACUGGUUUCCAUAUGGUGCUUGUGGCCAGAGGCAGAACUACAAAUGAACAGGUGACAGGAAAGUUCAGAGGAGGUGUUAACCCUUUCACCAAUGGCUGCUGGAAGAAUGUCUCUCAUGUCCUCUGCAGCUCCCAGGCACCCAGGUACCUGGGCAGGAAGAAGUGUGUGCAAAGUGUUUGUGUGCAGCCUCCUUUUCUGCGGCCACAGCUGACAGAGGCCCAACUGGCUGCAAAGAUCCUGGACAACGGCAUACAGGGAGACCUGCACCGGUCCAGAUCAAGUCUGGAAAUGAUGGAGAGCCAGUCAUGUGAUGCUGAGCCGCCUCCUCCACCUAAACCAGAGCUCCGCUACCCUGGAAUCACCAGAGGAAACACGGAGGAGUGCAGUCUACUAAACAAAGCCCCUCCCACCCCCACUAUGUACAAAUACAGGCCCACAUACAGCCCUGGCAAGAACCACACAGCACUCACACAUGCUUACGCCAACCAGUUAAGUCAAGGAGAGAGCGUUGGCAGUGCCAGGGACUCCUCCUCCUCCACCUCCUCCCUCCUCCAGGCCAGCCAGCAGCCUGGUUUCCGCUCCCAGCCCAGCCUGGACCGGCGGGAAGCUUCAUCCGACAGAAUGGGAGGGGGAGGAGGUGGGGGGAGGAGGGAGGGAUGCAGGGAGGUGGUAGGGGGGGGCAUACCUGGCUACACCCUUGGCGGACGCUCGUACCCCUCCUUCUCCGACCCCACAGUCCAAUCUGGAGUGGCUUCCAGCUCUACCCACACCUCGGCAGGCACCGCCCACAUCUCUGAAGCAACCACAACCUCAGCUAGUUUCAAGAGCUUGGCCAAUCAGACUCCCCCGGCUCAACACGUGUCUCGCAAUGGGAGCCUGUCGUAUGAAAGCAUACUGGCUGGCGGGGAUGAAUUUGACAAGGGGGUGGUAGUGGGUUCAGCAGCCCCUGAGCUUUCCUACGGGAGACCCUGCACACCAGUAGCAGGCAGCUACGGCGCCCCCUUCAAAUCGUCACAAAAGAGAGAUGCUGAGAUGCACCCCCAGUUGUCCCAGUCUCCCCAUCACCACCACCGCUCAUCCCACCACCACUCCUUCCUCCAUCGCUCCUCCUCUUCCACAUCCUCCUCCCCGCCACCUCCUCAAGAGAGGGAACGCCUACUGGGUGAGCCCCAACCUGGCGCUCACACCCUAUCUGCCAAUCAUGCCUCAGCCCCACCUCACCCACAUCAUCACCACCACUCCCACCAUCACCACCACCACUCCCACCAUCAUCACCACCACUCCUCAUCCUCUUCCUCCACCUCCCAUCCUCCCCGUUUCUCUGCCCCUCACGCCCCACCCCACCACGCCUACCCCUACCGCACCCGCUCCACUGACACCCCUCUGGGCUCCUCCACCACCUCCACUACCCACCCUCCCCGUUCCCCACAUCCCCCACCUCUGGGCAAGUCGCUCUCGUACUCAAGUGCCGCUGCUGCUGAAAUGCAAUACCGGCUAGUCCGCAAAGCCUCCGCGUCAGCUGGAGCGAAUGCAGCUGGGGUUGGAGGAGGAGGUAUAGGCGGGAUGGGAGGAGGAGGAGGAGGAGGAAUACAAGCGCCGAAGGAUGAGCUGAUCCAGGUGAAACAUCUGAGUCGGACCAACGGUGGUCAGCUCUUCUCAUCCUCUUCCUCCUCCUGCUCUGCCCCUUCCUCUCCCUCUCACCCGGUCAGCAUGUCCACUCGGCCAGCGAUGGCCUUCCCCAGCGCAGCUUUGACGCAGAGCCCUGCCCACAAGCCCCAGGGCGGUGGGGUUAAGAAGGUGACGGGCGUCGGAGGCACAACCUAUGAGAUUUCUGUCUGAGUGGCAGCUUGUCGCCACUGUGAGGACCAAUGACACGAGCUGGAGAUACUGCGUUUGUUUAUGCCUGACAGGGAAAUUGUGUGUUUUCUUAAGACAAAAGAACAGCGACUUACAUGAAUGAGUGGAACUGUUUUGUCAAGAUCUUACCUGUCAUUGGCAGCAGGGUUAAACUGUGUUGGACUAUCCUGCCUGCAGUCACCCACCCCAGUAUUCUGCUGGGGAAAUGACUGUAAGCCUGGACUGGUGUGAGCCAGAACUCACUGGCUCUGGGCUAUGAAUGAUAUCACUGGACAAAAUACAGGCAUUUUGUGGAUUUUAUCCUCAUUGUAGCUAAGUAGGUAGCUGAGGCACUAGCAUGGACAGGUCUGGCUGUUUUGUUAUAAGUUUUGCAGCAGGAGGCGUUACCACUGCCAGGGUCAGGAUGCUGAUCUCCACUGAGGCCACCUGUCAGCUCUGCAUCACAAGGUUCAUAUCAACACAUUUGGCCUGACUCUGAAGUUAGGUUGGAAUUGUUGCAGAUGUAGGGCAUCACUAAACAAACAACUCCAAGAUAUGGAUGAUUCUUCUAAAAAUCAACAGUCCUUGGAACCCUAUCAAAAUCAAGGAAGGAUCAGUUUGGUGUAAACUCCCCGGACGGUCAAUCCGAUGAAGUCAGAACCAGUGUUUUUUAAUACAAGCUCUGGCCCCAGUCGUCAGUUAAACUUUUAAUGACACCAUGCAGCAGAUGGAGCAUGGUCCAAGUACACAAGUUAUUUGUGUUCCCAGGUGAAGAGGGAUGGCUCUAGUCUGUAAGGCAGAGGCCAGCUGUAUCACUUACAGACUCCGAGUAAAUUAUGGAGCUGCACAACACAACGCAGCAGCUGAGUUAUCAGGCAGUUAGUAGAUCUGCUGAGGACAGUCUGCCCCUGGGCAGAAGCAGCUCCACGCUGUUCCUGUAUGAAUUGAACUGCCUUCUGAUGGAGGGAGGGGAAAUGUGACAUGGAAAACAGAAAAAGCUGAUCCCCUCCAUCUUUGACUAAUUUGUUGAUUUAUUCCUAGAUGUGAAAAUGAUUCCAUGUUUGUACAGGAUGAUGUGAUUUUUUUUUUUAUGUGGAUUUUUUUAAGAAAAAAAGUGGCGCUGAUACUGGACUGCAGCAUGCACUACUAUUACUACUUGCCACUAUAGGGCCGCUGUGUUUGAACCAAUAGAAAGUCAGGAAACUAAAGUGAAAAAAUAAAUAAUGAUUUGGCUUUUUUGUGGUUAAUGGUGUCCUUGACAAAAGGCAAACUUUCCAGGGAACAGCUCAUGGAAUUACUUUUCUAGUGUUGUCAUUUUUUUUAUUUCACCUAUUUAAUUUUAGAUUGUUUUAUAUGAAUUUAUAUGGAAAUAUAGCUAUUGAUAAAUGAAGAAUUUUUAAUAUUGACUCAAAAGACAGUUUGUGUUAGUGUCAGAAUGGGGAAGAAUAAAUCUAGUUGGUGUCAUUGUUGGUCCACAGUUGACAGACUGUUUUCUUAGAAACACCUAUUUCUAAUGUCCAAUGUUCCAAGAUUACAUUAGAAUAAAGGGUGCUGGAAUCACUCAGACCAGAUGACUGAUCUAUAAGAUUUACAGUAAAAUGAUAUCUACAGUAUGAGUAUUAUCUGUUCUUUCACUGAAUAUUAAGGCUACUGAUGAAACAGCUGAGAUUUCAAGAAUUAAACGUUAAAACAUGGAGAAAAGGUUUCCGACUGGAGAUUAAAUAUCACUCUGACAGAUACUUGAAGUUUAGCUCACGGUCCUCCCAAUUCUCUUGAUUCAACAUCGGUUCAUUCUUUUGAUUGGAAAGGACCGCAAAAGCCACCUGUCUGUAUAAGGUCUCACAAUUUUACAGUUUACAUCAGGAGGAGAUGGAAUCAUAAACUUUCUGAUGCAAGUUUCCUAUAUGAUUGUCUGGAACAAGCAGGACUCUUCAUCGACCUGACUGUCAAACUGAACAACCUGAUGGGAAGGGACUUAGUUACAUAUCCAGCUCAGAACAGAUCAGUGGUCAGUCUGGCUGAGCUCAUGCAUGAAGACAAACUUGCAGAAGGAAGUUAAUUAAAUAAAUUGAAUGAGUAAAAGUCAUUACAAAAAUCAACGUUACUAUUUCAAAACUUAAAUAGGUCAUGAAAGCCAAAGUCACUUGCUUUGUCUCAAAUCAGAUACUUAUUUUAACACAUAUGUACAAAGUAUAGACUUACCCAUGGCACAGUGCAUGAAUUUGAACAGGGUAGUGGUGUUGGGCCGUUAUCCAUCCACAGUAAAUGACGAUCAAAAUAUGACUAUAAUUGAUGCCUGCCAAAAUAUUUACCACCUUCUUUGCUCACUCGGUGUAUGCUGCCUUCAAAUGGACCAGUUAGUGUACAAGGUGUGUUUAGUGAUCAAGUCGUUCAUUUGUCUAAACACUGUUGCUAGGCAACAGCAGCAUGGUCACUUCUAAUAUCAUUUAUAUUAACUGGCAGCAUCUAGAAGCCACAGUGGCUAACAAUUCAGCAAGCUAGCAAGUAACUAUAUGCCAGAAAUACAAAGACGUACAACUGUUGGAAUAUCCAGACUUUCAUUAGACAUAUUAUAGAAUUACAAAGAAAAAACUGACAAGAAUUAAGAGCGUUAACUCUUUCUAACAUUUUAUGUUUAAGAAGAGGGUGGCCGUCAAAUGGGCUUUUCUCUUAAAUGUGGUAAACACAACACCAUUUGAGGGCGGCAUUAAAAAUGCACUUUAUUACUUAUUAUUGUGUAUGUGUGUGCCGCCUGUUUUACAGACUGUGGACAUAACGGAGCCAUCGCCGCCCAUGACAUCUCCUCGUGCCACCUUUUUCAGAUUGAAUAUAUAGUCUCCAUCGUCUGAGGACUUAGAUUUCCCCAAACUUGUCUCCAUGAAUUAACUUGCACUCAAAAUUCCCAAAUAGAGACAGGACUUAUAUCAGAAGGAAACCCUCUAUCUGGACAACAAAGUGUAUUCUUCUGAAACAGAAUUGACUUUCUAUAAUUGAAUGUCCAUGUUUUAGCAUUUCUUGGCUGUCGAUUUAUCCUUCGCAGUAUUGAAACAGUGGCCUUAAUAAUGCUGUCAUAUUUAAAGUGUGAACAGGGUGUGUGAAUUUCCUCUGGGCUCCUAACAUUUUAAACCUAAACCUCAUUUGUCAGUGAAGGUGUUCGAGAUACACUUAUAAGAAGAUUACACAAACUAAGUUGGGCUAAAAAAGGUUUAAAUCAGAUGUAAAUAUGCCAUGGGAUAGGAUCUUAACUCUAAACACUAACAGAUGAGGCCUCUAGUAGAAGAACAUGUCUUCAGUUAUGGAAUAUGUUUGCUCAAGUUUGAUGAAGUGGUCGAAUUUUGUGAAACAGUGUGGUAAGGCUUCUUCCUGUCCCCCGCUAAAUGUUCACUAUCCUUUGUUUGCUUGCUCACUUUCCCUCGCCCACUUCCAGCUGUGGUUAUAGCUGACAGCUGGAUGGGUGUCAGCUCUAGCAGUGCGUUGCACCCUUUAAACUGGGAUUUAGAUCCACAUUAAGUUUACAGCACAACCUAAAUCUGACUUUGAAACGAAUUACACCAGCUUUAUUAUUUGCUGAGUGUUUGCAUAAGAUUAAUUAAUGGCCCCUGAACCAGCAACCUUUAUGUAACCAUGUCAUCACAAUGAUGUAACUAUGUCAUCCCUCUUUAGGUCUAUCUAUGGCCAUGUUGUCUUUGUCCAGAUGGAAAUACAAACAAGGAGCCACACAUUACUCAGUAUUGGACAGAAUAUGACCAGUUAUAUCAAAUAAAGCACACUCCAGCGUCAGAGAGAGGGAUAUUUACAGGAAAUGUGUUUUCUAAUUCAGCUUGGUUCUUCAUUCUACUGUAACUUGUGUCCAGUUGGAGGACAGUUCUUUGUCUGAGCGGAUUGCCUGGUGGAUGAGGACGGGGGGCUAGAGGUGUAUGUUAGAUAGCACAGUUUCUAAGACAUAGCAGUGAAACUGAAAUACAAGUGAAAGAAAUGCCAAAUAUGUGGAUUGUACAGUUAAUAAGUGUGUGUGAGUGUGUUUGUUGAUGUAUGUAUGUAUGUGGUGGCAGGGCUGGGGGGAUUGAUAAUAAACCUUAAACAAAGA